Messenger RNA from Hipposideros armiger (great roundleaf bat), 5207 nucleotides. RefSeq names its product interferon induced protein with tetratricopeptide repeats 5 (gene IFIT5). The coding region runs from base 231 to 1679 and encodes 482 amino acids. The transcript is spliced from 2 exons. Gene Ontology annotation, molecular function: protein binding; RNA binding. The record is from RefSeq and is a predicted model, not a curated record. Gene Ontology annotation, biological process: defense response to virus. Gene Ontology annotation, cellular component: cytosol. Lineage: Eukaryota; Metazoa; Chordata; Mammalia; Chiroptera; Hipposideridae.
CCUUUAACAAAGACAACCGCUCUCACACCGACCUAACGCAGCAGACGCGCCCGGUGGGAAGCGCGCGCCCGCAAGCCCUGCGCACACCCGCGCCCGCGCACACGCACACGCACGUUCCCGCUCACACGGCCACGCGCUCCCCGCCGCUCCGCUGCCCGCGACUCCUACCCUGCGGAGAAAGCCUGUGGGGUCUUGCCUUCUUCCUGGAAGGUCUUCGGAGCCCAGCCACCAUGAGUGAGAUUCCUAAGGACUCCUUGAAGGCCUUUCUGUUGGAGUUAGAAUGUCACUUUACCUGGAAUUUACUUAAGGAAGACAUUGAUCUGUUUGAUGUGGAAGAUACAAUUGGACAACAGCUUGAAUUUCUUACCACAAAAUCCAGACUCACUCUUUAUAACUUACUGGCCUAUGUGAAACACCUAAAAGGCCAAAAUAAAGAUGCCCUGGAGUGCUUGGAACAAGCAGAAGAAAUAAUCCAGCGGGAACAUUCAGACAAAGAGGAAGUACGAAGUCUGGUCACUUGGGGAAACUACGCCUGGGUGUAUUAUCACAUGGACCAGCUUACAGACGCUCAGAAGUAUAUAGACAAGGUAGGGAAUGUCUGCAAGAAAUUGUCCAGUCCUUUUAACUACAAGUUGGAGUGUCCUGAGAUUGACUGUGAGAAAGGGUGGGCACUCUUGAAAUUUGGAGGAAAGUAUUACCAAAAGGCUAAAGCAGCUUUUGAGAAAGCUCUGGAAGUGGAACCUGACAAUCCAGAAUUUAACAUCGGCUAUGCUAUCACAGUGUAUCGGCUGGAUGAUUCUGACAGAGAAGGUUCUAUAAAGAGCUUCUCUCUGGGUCCUCUGAGGAAGGCUGUUACCCUGAACCCAGACAACACCUACAUUAAGGUUUUCCUGGCACUGAAGCUUCAAGAUGUACAUGCAGAAGCUGAAGGGGAAAAAUAUAUUGAAGAAAUCCUGGACCAGAUAUCAUCCCAACCUUAUGUCCUUCGUUAUGCAGCCAAAUUCUACAGGAGAAAAAAUUCUUGGGACAAAGCUCUUGAGCUUUUGAAAAAGGCCUUGGAGGUGACACCGACCUCUUCUUUCCUGCAUCACCAAAUGGGCCUUUGCUAUAGGGCACAAAUGAUCCAAAUCAAGAAGGCCACGCGCAACAGACCUAAAGGAAAAGAUAAACUGAAAGUUGAUGGGCUGAUUACAUCUGCUAUAUUUCAUUUCAAGGCGGCUGUGGAACGAGACUCGAUGUUUGCGUUUGCCUACACGGAUCUGGCCAACAUGUAUGCUGAGGCAGGCCAGUAUAGCAAUGCUGAAGACAUUUUCCAGAAAGCCCUUCGUCUGGAGAAUAUAACUGAUGAUCACAAACAUCAGAUCCACUACCACUAUGGCCGCUUUCAGGAAUUUCACCGUAAAUCAGAAAGUACUGCCAUCCACCAUUACUUAGAAGCCUUAAAGGUCAAAGACAGGUCAUCCCUACGUACCAAAUUGACAAGUGCUCUAAAGAAAUUGGCUACCAAGAGACUUGGUCACAAUGCUUCAGAUGUGCAGAGUUUAAGUGCCCUAGGGUUUGUUUACAAGCUGGAGGGAGAAAAGAGGCAAGCUGCUGAGUACUAUGAGAGGGCCCAAAAGAUAGAUCCAGAAAAUGCGGAAUUCCUUACUGCUCUCUGUGAGCUUCGACUUUCCAUUUAACUACAUACUCUAGGAAAUGAGUUCUAAAGCUCUUCUCUCUAUUUUGGGUUCUUAUAUUUUUGUUUAUUGUUUUAAUCCAUUGUUCAUUACAGAGCCAGUUUUUAUUGAAUGGUUAUUGUGUACCAGGCAUCAUUUAAAUACUUUAUAUACAUUAUGAUGAAUCAUUUACUGUUUUCUACUUUUUUUAAUUAAAAUACUAGAAUCCAUUAAGAAACAGCAACAUUCCAGCUGUACGUAACUUUUAAAAAUGGCAUGGCCAUUAUGACUUUAUAUCCCUUAUCUCUGCUAUUUAUAAUAGUUUUCUGGUUAAGUUUUGUCAAAUUUUCCAUAUUACUUAUGCAGUGAGUAUAAUCCUACAUAAGCCUUUGACACCUAGGUCAGGAACACUCUUUCAGGGGUACAAAAUUAUGUUAGUUAAGCUCUUACAUAAUUACGUAGCUUGCAAAAGAUUGAACUUUCCAGUUAUAGGUGUUCUGACUUAGAUGAGGAUAUUUAACUAUCAACCAGAUAGUCACCUAAAAAAUCCUCUUCGUUGGAAGAAAAAAGUUCAUAAUAAAAAGUUUGUCAUCUUUGAUGACUUCAAUAAAAGAAAAAACUAGAACAUGAGGAAAAAAGGUUUCCUCAAAUACAGAACUUCAGCAACCCAUGAGAAAUCAGAAGUAUUAACUCCCAAAAUGUUCGUUAAGUAGCUAGAAAUAGUUAUGAGAAAAAAAUAAUAGAAAAUAAUUAGUCUCAAGUUUCUCUGGUUCUUUUAACUAGAAGAAUAAACCUAAACUGAAUCUAGGUGGAAGUAAUUUUAUUUUUUCCAGUUAGAAUUGCCGUAUUUUUAGGUUAAAAUCAUUGAGAUGGAAAGCAGACCACUUGAGAAAUUGGGAAAAAUGAUAAGCAAACGGGUAUAGUAGAUGUCUGUAGAAUACCAAGAUUUCAGUGAUUUAGUUUUGGGUCUGGACUGGGUAGAGUUCUUAUACCCCCAAUUUCUGGCCUUUGGUUAACUGUUUUAGUAUUCCAACUUACUUCUGUGAAGCUUUUUCCUUUGUCUGAAGUUUUCAGAUUGACAUGUUUUCCUAUAGAUCCUCCAGGAAUAGUUAGGCCCUGCUUUCAGUUCUUAUACCUAAUUUAAAGGGUCACUGCUUAAGGGCUCUUAUUCCAGGAGACUUUUUAAAUUGGGAUGUUGCUGAAAGUGGCUUCUUUAAUGUUUCUUUGAUUAUAGACUACACAAUUGUAUUUACCACCACAGUAUUAAUGGGAGAGUGUCAUGUGAUUUAGUUCUCUAUACCUCUGUAGCUCUUAAAACUAAUGUGUUUGUGUGUUUUGUUUUUGUUUUUGUUUUUUACUUUUUGCUAUUUUUAUUUUUUAAAUUUGUAUUAUGGUUUUGAUUAUGUAAAAGUAGUGAGUUCUCAUUGUAAAAUUUCAAAUAAUGCGGAAGUAUAUGAAUUUAAAAGUAAGAGCACUCCCCUCAUCCUGCCCCAAUUCUGCACCCCCAAGGUAAACUGUUAACAAUUUGAUAUGUAUCCUUCCAGAUAUUUUUUUUCUAAGCAUAUUCAUACAAACAUAGAUACUGCAAUGUAUUUCAUGAAUUAAAUUUUUUUAAAUGUUGUUUUACUUAAGUCCCCACUGUUUUUGUUUAUUUUGCUCAUUUUAUUUGUUUAUUCAAAAAGAGAGAACAGGGAAGGGAGUGACUUUACUGAAAUAUUUUAGAAGCUUAGGACUGGAAGUCCUGACCCAUUAGUAGAAGAUUUGUCACAUUUUGCAGCAAAUAUUUUGCAGCAGGUCAUUUUCUCUCAUUGGAAAUAAUGUAAUCAAGGUUAUGUUCCCAGGUAGGCAUUGACAUGCAAUGAAAUAGUUAAGGUAUCAAAACAAAGAUAUAACUAUAAGCUUCUAUAUUUAAAUAUUAGACUUUAAGGUCUAUUAAAUAACUUUAAAAUUUAGUAGAUAUUAAAACAUUGAAAUGUAUAAGAAGUUACAACAGGCUAAGAAAGCAUAAAAUCAGCAUAAGAAAAAAUACAACUGAAAUAUUAAACUAAAAUUACUGUUUAUAAUAACUUUAAAUUUUGUCUAUAAUUAUACUUGCUUUCCUAAAAUUCAUAUCUAUUUAGAAAUAAUUUCAUACUCUUGGGUUUAAAAACAACCUCAGAGUUGACCGUUAUCAGCCAUCAAAAUUUACCCAAAUUUUGAUGGCUUGAAUUAUCUUCCUAAACAAUAAUUUCAUCUUCAGAGAGCCCUUAUUAGAAAUUUAUUCCUUCCAUUUAACUGAAGACAUAGAGCCUGAAGUUUACAUAUUUUGGUCUGUCUUUCGGGACCUCAAAGAUCUAUUCUUUUUUAGACAAACCAAAAAUAUGCCCAGGGAAGUGGUUGUAAUUGCCCCUCAGGGCCAUGUGACCCUUUAGGAAGAGAGAAGCGCCUCUUUCCCGAAUCUUCAGGGCGCUCUUGGAAACUCCUGUUCAGUAAAGCUCUGCCACCAGCGUCCCAAAAGCUGAGAAAAACCCUUUCAACAGGUGAAUCAGCGGGCAGUCAUGGAGCUCGUAAACACAUUUUCUGUCUUCUCUGGGUGCAGAACUAGUCUCAGCAGCUGAUCACGUGCUAUCUGCCAGAGUUUCAAGGACAAUAUAGGCAGUCACUGUUCCUUUCUAGAUUGAGUCCAUACAAGUUAUUUCAAGAAAAACUGCAUAAAACCACAGAACUUUAGAACCCUGCCUGCUCCAACCACCUUGAUUGAUAAGAAAGUUGGGACCCAGAUUGCUGAUGUGACUUAAGAUUUCACAACACUGGCAUCCAUCAUUGCAUUUGAACUGAGGCCAUGCUUCCCAGCAUGUCAGAGAUACCAACUCAGGUCCUGACCUAGGAAAGGCAGAACUCCUCUGACAGGUGACUUAGGCUCAAGGAUUCCCCACCAGCCUUGCCAAAUUUUCCUUAAAACUUUACUGUAGUCUAAGAUGCUUCCACCCAACUUUUCUACCUUCUCUCCCGCACUUGGAGUCAGAUCUGCAUGACAGUCCAGCGGCUCCCCCAGCCUCUCCCUGCUCCCUUCCACUUUCUCUCACGGGUGUUACCCUAAUAAAUUUAUUGUAUUAAAUCCUAUCUUGUAUCUGUUUUGGAGGUCAAAUUAACUCACCUGGUGAAAUAAAUGUAAUUAGAUGAUUAAUUGGCUGUAGGGCAAAUUAUCUUUACAUACUAUAAAUGCCAUUUAUUGUUUUUCAACUUUUGGAUCAGUAAUUAUGGUUAAAGAACAGAAGAUAAAUCUUUCCAACCUUGAUAAUAUUUAGUGUUUGAUUUGGAAAAGAGAAGGGGGAAAGAGGUUAAGGGAAGGGUAAAGACCAAAAAAAAAACCUCAUCUUACAAAAAGGGAAGUUAACCGAUAUAGUUAAAACUUGAUGAAAUAAGAAAGUUUUGAGUGUUACUGAAAUAAUAAAAUCAGCUGAUAAGGUAAAAAUUGAAACAUAAAAGCAAAAAAAAUAAUGGGAGGAAUUGGAAUAGGAGGAUUUCUUUAAAUUCAAUAAUUAAUCCUCACUUAACAUAGCAGAAAAUAAA